Messenger RNA from Cordyceps militaris CM01, 864 nucleotides. Its product is annotated as allergen Asp F4-like protein. The transcript has a single exon. The record is from RefSeq and is a predicted model, not a curated record. Gene Ontology annotation, molecular function: IgE binding. Lineage: Eukaryota; Fungi; Ascomycota; Sordariomycetes; Hypocreales; Cordycipitaceae. Bases 1 to 864 code for a protein of 287 amino acids. Gene Ontology annotation, cellular component: extracellular region.
AUGAAGUUCUCCGCCGCCGUUGUCCUGGCCGCCGCCAUGGGCGCCUCUGCUCACCCUAGCCACCACGCUCACCGCAACGCUCACCGUUCCGUUGUUGGCCGCGAGUUCGUCAUGGCCAAGAAGCCUGCUCCUCCUGCGCCCACCACCGUUGCGCCUUCUGCACCCGCGCCCACCACCGUCACCCCGGCCACCAUCUCGGUCGCCUCCGUGGCUCCCGCCAGCCCCUCGGCCGACGCCGGCUCCGGCUACAAGCCCUUCUGCAACGGCAACAAGAAGCGCGCUACCCUCGCUCAGAUUGCCUACUCCGGCAACACUGGCGCUCCCGGCAAUUACGGCUGCAACAUCAUGGAGGUUUCUGCCAGCGCUGCGUCCUCUUACGACUACACCAUGAAGUUUGUCAACGCAGGCAGCUCCGCGCAGGCCUGUGUCUGCUGGAACAAAAUUGGUCCCGAUGGUGGCAUCAACGGCUUCUUUAAGAACAACCAGGCCAUUGACUUCAACCUCCCCGUUGGUGGCGAGACCUACGUUGCCGUCGAGGGCAACUCCCAGAUUGGCUGCUCCUGCGGCAGUGGCGCCGUUGACCUGACGUCGUUUGGCCAGUUCGCCGGUACCUGGGUCGAGGCCGACUUUGCUAACGAGUCCAACAACAAGUGGUCCGGCUUCGACGCCUCGGCUCUUGUCCCUGCCAAGUUCGGUCUGAAGAUUCCCGGCAUGAGCGUCUGCGGCCAGGGUGUUUGCUCUGACAUCUACCCCGGCGGAGCGGGAAAGAAUGCCUAUCUCGGCGGCAUGGAGGCCGCGGACGGUAUCGGCGGCAACAUCAAGCCCGGUCCCCUGGCCCUUACCGUCAAGGUCAACACCAACUAA